AUGCCGCCUCCGCCUAUACGUAGAAAAGGCAAGGAGGCCAAGGAGACCGUCAUCUACCCAUCCUCAAAACGCCCAGCACCUCCUUUUAAACCGCUUCGACCGUCCAAAGUCCCACGGACCGAUUCCAAUACCUCCAUUGGUGCUUCCCGACCUCCAGCUCCAAAGCCGACAGCAGCGAGGAGAACAUCUGCUUCAAAGGCCAAUACGGGCAGCAGAUCAAAAGACCAUGAAGAGCACAAUAGCAGCAAGACCAUCUCUUCCGACCACGAAGUCGAUGACGAGCUCGAAGAAGUCGCACGCAAGCCAAUAGCAGCUCGGCGAAGGCCGUCCAACGCUGCGCAGCGAGGAAUCUCGCCAGUGUUGAUCUCUUCCCACGAAGCUCCACAAUCCAGACCAGAUGCAGACGACGACCCACUGCCAUCUCAAUCCGAUCCCACACCUUCAAUUCCCCAGGCACUUUUAUUACGCCUUCUACAUGAAGGUUUCACCGACAAGAACACCAAGAUCGACAAGCACGCCAUUCAAGUGCUGCAAAAGUAUAUGGAGAUCUUCGUACGGGAAGCCAUAGCCAGAGCCAAGCACGGAAAGCUCGAGGCAGCAGUGGAAGGCGAUGAGAGCGAGUUGGGCGGGACAUGGUUGGAUUUGGAAGAUCUGGAACGAGUCGCCCCAGGACUCCUGUGCGAUUUUUKAGAGUAUGGAGAGGUGCUUGACUGGGUCUGCAAUAAUAUGGUAAUGACAUGA
Ramularia collo-cygni is the source of this 741-nucleotide messenger RNA. RefSeq lists its product as uncharacterized. Gene Ontology annotation, biological process: replication fork processing; resolution of meiotic recombination intermediates; kinetochore assembly. NCBI's taxonomy places the organism in Eukaryota, Fungi, Ascomycota, Dothideomycetes, Mycosphaerellales, Mycosphaerellaceae. Gene Ontology annotation, cellular component: Fanconi anaemia nuclear complex; FANCM-MHF complex. Gene Ontology annotation, molecular function: protein heterodimerization activity. Bases 1 to 741 code for a protein of 246 amino acids. The transcript has a single exon. The record is from RefSeq and is a predicted model, not a curated record.